Molecule: messenger RNA, 512 nt
Organism: Epinephelus moara (kelp grouper)
Lineage: Eukaryota; Metazoa; Chordata; Actinopteri; Perciformes; Serranidae
Product: GTPase IMAP family member 9-like
Exons: 2
Molecular function (GO): GTP binding
Source: RefSeq, a predicted model, not a curated record
GAGAGUCGCGGCCAAACUCAGAGAGAAUACAGGAAACCUAUUCACACUCAGGCAGUCUUGUCACUCUGACUACUUGUCGCCUCACUGUAACUUCAUUUUUGACAACAUGGCCGUGUCAGACAGGAGAAUUGUCAUUUUGGGAAAACCUGGAGUUGGGAAAAGCAGCCUGGCUAACACAAUAUUUGGAGAGAAACUGUUCAAGGCCUCCCACAGUCUCAACUCUGAAACAAGAGAAUGUCAAGCAGAAACCAGAUCUGUCAAUGGUAGAAACAUCACUUUGAUCGACACUCCUGCUUUCUUCGACACAGAUAAAUCUGAGGAGGAGCUGAAGCCUGAGAUAGUGAGGUGUAUCACAGAGUGCGCUCCUGGGCCUCAUGCUUUUCUCAUUGUGCUGAAAGUAGAGAAAUUCAUUGAGCAGGAGCAGGAUGUCAUCAACAAAAUAUGCCAAUACUUCUCUGAAGAGGUUUUCAAAUAUGCAUCAAUUGUCUUCACUCAUGGAGACCAGCUCCUUG